Seriola aureovittata is the source of this 5238-nucleotide messenger RNA. Its product is annotated as G-protein coupled receptor family C group 5 member C-like. Gene Ontology annotation, molecular function: G protein-coupled receptor activity; protein kinase activator activity. Gene Ontology annotation, cellular component: signaling receptor complex; extracellular exosome; plasma membrane. Gene Ontology annotation, biological process: G protein-coupled receptor signaling pathway. The transcript has 3 exons. The record is from RefSeq and is a predicted model, not a curated record. Bases 829 to 2010 code for a protein of 393 amino acids. Lineage: Eukaryota; Metazoa; Chordata; Actinopteri; Carangiformes; Carangidae.
CUAAAUUUGCUGUACACUUACUAUUCGCUGUCCUGUGGAAACCACGUAGAUCCAAAAUGUUUCUUGAACAACAACUAAAAAGUUCUGUCUUUAGCUUUAUUACAGAUAAACAAAUGUGGGUUGUAAUACAGUAUUCAAGUUUACAGCAAAACGUGUAAAUGACCAAAUUUGUGAUACGUAGUUUACUCUUGACUGACAAUGUCCCUCGAUCAUUGAAUGCUAUACUGAUGACUGUAGUUGUUUGGAUGUUGCUGACAAUGUGAAGCUAUUGGAUUUAAAGUUAAAAAACAAUCUUACUUUUAACUGUAACUGUUUGACCACUGAAUGACACCAGUAGGCUGGGGCAGGGAUGCUAGGUGGGGGGAAUCCUCAUUAUGUCUCAUGGUAAAAUGUUAAAAAUGAAGCCUCAGUAAAUUAGAUUGUGUAGCAUAGCUAGGCUGUGUCUGAUCUGUGAUUAAAAUUCACAGCAGCGUGAUAAUUAAAGGCAGGGGAGACAAUGUGUUGUAAUUCCUGGAUUCUUCAGUAACUUCAAUGGAUCUAUUUAAUUAUCACAGAGAGACUUCACACAACUGAGAUCACUUACAUUAUUAAACUCCACUUGGCAGGAUGCAGAUGAUACAGUUUGUUUGGUGUGCCGUGACACAAUAAUAACCCAGAGAAACAAAUUUAUUUGCAGCUGUAUGCAAAGUCUGUAGUUUGUUUGCUUGGCUAAGCUUAUAAUUAAGGAUGCAAAUAAUAAACCCUCUUUGAACUCAAGCUUAAACAAUCAAGUUGUUUUUUGUGGCAGGUUUUCAGGAUAACAAGACAAGCAGAAUCUUCAGUGAAGCCAUGGAGACGACCAGUGCUCCAAAUGGAUGUGGUUACAGCAUCAGCUCCAUAUAUUACAACCUGUGUGACCUGACUAAAGUGUGGGGGGUCGUGGUGGAGGCCGUUGCUGCUGCUGGUGUGGUGACUUCCUUUGUCCUCUUCGUCAUCCUCAUGGCCUCCUUACCGUUUGUGACGGACAAGAAGAGAAAGGGUAUGGUGGCCCUGCAGGCGGCCAUUCUGGUCUUCACUCUGGGACUCUUUGGACUCACUUUUGCCUUCAUCGUGGGCCGGUACUCCACCAGCUGUUCUGCACGCAGGUUCCUAUUUGGAGUUCUGUUCUCAGGCUGUCUAUCCUGCCUGGUGAUGCACGGGCUGUGGCUCGCCCUGCUGCAGCGGAGAGGCCGGGGGCCCAGGAGUUGGAUGCUGUGUCUGGGAGCUCUGGGUCUGUGGCUGGUUGAGGUGAUCAUCAACACUGAGUGGCUUAUCCUUACUGUGGUCAGGAGCCCACCUGGAAUUGUCACUGUCCCUGACAUGUCCUGCAGCAUUGCUAACCAGGACUUUGUGAUGUCACUAAUCUAUGUAAUGGUUCUGCUGCUAGCUGUGGUGCUGAUGGCUGUGCCCUCACUGACACACAAGCACAAGCAGUGGCACCGAGAUGGAGCUUUCAUCCUGGUCACGGGGCUCCUCACCCUGGCUAUCUGGGUAGCUUGGAUUGUCAUGUACGUCUAUGGGAACAGAGUGGUGGGGAACCCCAGUUGGGAUGAUCCUACUCUGGCUGUAGCUGUGGUGUCAAACGCCUGGGUGUUCCUCUUCCUCUACACCAUCCCAGAAAUCUGCUUCCUGACCCAGGAGGACCCAGACCAGGAAGAACCCCAUGAUGGAGAACACAUCUAUCCUGCCAGGAGUCUGGUUUAUGACACGAUCCUUAAGGAGCCAGAGCCCCCCCAUCAGAACGUGUACAUGGAGAAUAAAGCUUUCUCUAUGGACGAGCCUCCAACAGCGCCCACAAAGCCAGUGUCUCCAUAUGGGGCUUACAACGGUCAGGUACGAAGUGCUGUGUACCAGCCCACUGAAAUAGCCCUGAUUGCAAAAGGUCUGACAAAGAUGGACCAAGAUGCUAUGAUCCCUCGAGCCACAGCCCCCUCUUUGAAUCUAGAAAGCGGCAGCUCGCUGCCUCUUUCGUCCGAGUCCUUACCAUCCUAAGGAUUGUGACACACAGGCGGACUGUCGAGAGCACAUUGCACACUCGGUUGUUACAGCUAUGAAAUAAAUCUCCACCAGGGGUUUGUUCUAGCAUCAGUUCCUAGUAGCAAAUGUAAUGUAGCCCGCUUUCUCUUCCUUAGGAAAAUGCUUCAAAUAAUAAGACGCUGUGGUGAAUCUCCAGCAAUAUGCAGUAAUAUGACCUAGCUCCUCUUACAGACUUCCUAAUUUUGCCUUAUACUUUAUUUCCUCUGUUCACGCACUGCUUGUCUGUUCUGUAUGUACAAAGGUUGAGUGUCAUAAAUAAAGGUUACAAUGACUAGAGAUGGGCAGCUGAUGUUUUCAGAGCCAGUAUGAAGAUUUCCAUAUGGAAAAGUUGUGUCUCAGCUAGUCCAUUACAUUUCCAUUCUCACUAUAUGGAAACUAGUGCUUAAAACCUUCUACUGUCAACUGUUAACCAGCUUUGUUCACUUGUAGCUUCACUAACUGGACUCCUAUAAAAGACAAUCAUCCAAGAGAAAGAAUUUAAUACACGUGUCUCUACGGGAAAGCCAUGACUUUGCCUUCUAGCUACGAGAAAGACCAAAAACUAUACAUUUUGACUUAACUAAAUCCCAAAGCAAUGAUACAUAUAAAACUAUAGGUUGUUGGUGGAGAAAGAGCAGACAAGGACCAGGUGCGGGGUGUUUAAAACCAGACUAGCCUUAGUUGUGUGCAGUGUAAAGUCAAUGUCUAUAAUUGACUAAAAGUUGGGCUUACAUUGAAACCAAUAUGAUUUUUUUCUGUCUUGUCAUAAUUCUGCUGCAUGUAAUUUGUUAAUCUGUCGACUAUUGCAUAACAUACUUUGUUCACUUGUGAAAUGAUGUUGAGAUUCAGACUUCCUCUGAAGCCAUAUGAUUGCUUUUGUAGAUUGUCGGAUUUAAAAAAUGAAAUUUUGUGUAAAGGUGUAAAUGAUAAUUUAUUAAAGCUGAAAAGGUUCCUUAAAUCCUGUGAGGCUGUUGGGUCAUUGGAUUGUAACAGGUAGCAACUCACAAGCAAACAGGAGUCAGACACUGAAAGAGGAAGUGUCAAAAGGAUUACCAUCUACACUGCCUAGAACAGUUAUUUACAUAUUUUGGCUUGAUAAGCUUUACCUAGUGAAGGGAUUGGCUCUCAAAAUGGGGGAUAAGGGUUUAUACUGCUCAACAAGGCAGGAAACUGUUUUAGGUACCACUGAGAGUGAUAAUGCGGAAAUGUUACCAGACACCAAGGAGAAUCCAACAACAAAUCCAUAUAAUGCUUUACUAAUUUGACUUUAGGGCUGUAAUAGUCUUAGUCCAACCUAGUGGAUGCACUAAUAUUUUGAGUUUUGAGCAUCACAAUGAGAUUUGAUGGAGCGUGUGAUAGAAACUGCAUUGUCUGACAGUAGCAGCAGUAAAAGGCUGCCAGGCGCCUUCACAGCAUGCAAGUUUGUUACAUAACAAUCCGAGUGGAUGGCAAAUAAUCACACUAUCAGCACAAUUACACACACUCGUCCACAUACUGACUGAAUGUGGUUUAACCGCUGAAACAGUCUUAAAAAAUGCUACUGUGGUUAUAUAACUGUGGGACACUUAGUUUUAGACAAAUUAGCAUGGACAACUACUUUGCUUAUGCUGAGCUCUUCCUUUUCUCUACAGAGAGGAACAGUUAUUCAACUAUAAUUUGACGCACACACACGCACGCACACACGCACUUUAAGAGCCUCGGAGUGAGCUGUGGCUGCCUAGCAGCAGGCUGAGUAGGCUCGCUCCCAAUCACUCCCACCAUCCUGUACUGUCAGCAGCCAUGAGUGCUUGCUCAAAGAGGAAAUUGCUCACAAACUGGAAAUCAGACAGAUCAGAAUUAUACAACAGCACAUGUGCAGAUUUUACUCUGUAAUGCCUCGUGCCUGCACCCUUUGAUCUCCAGUGCACACAGGUCUAUGUAUCAGAUGUAGAAACGAGUGCACGGAGAUGCAAAAAACAUGCACAGAGGCAGUGCAGCUUGUCAACAUGAAAAAUGGAUCCAAAUGUAAACAAAACAGAGUAGUCAAAGACACUUGAUACUAUGUUUUCUCAGCAUUUCUAACAACAGCCUCUUCACUUAGCUUUACUCAAUAGUUACUCUGUCAUCACUGACCUCUAGAUUAAUGGGCACUGUAGGCUGUCCCAGAGGAGCCUUGGCAGGGUGUUACCCAUACAUCUCAUGGAGGGGCAACUGGUAAGGUGUCACUCUGCAGAAAAGGGAUCCCACAAUAUAAAUGCAUUAAACCUUAUUUAAACUGUAUUAGACACAUGAAUUCCUGAUCAGUGACUCAAGCUGAAAUCAUUAACAGCAUCUUUCUCUGACAGGCAGCAACUGCAAGUCCCCUGAUACUACGAAUAGCUGUCGUGUGCACAUGGACACAGGUGGUUUCAUGACCAGUGGUGGUUAGGCUCAGCUCGAGGGAGGCACCACUACCAAUCACAAGCAGCUGUCCCCACUUAAUGCAUUUUCUUGUCACUGUGACAACCUUCAGAGGACAAACACUGAUGAAAGAAAAAAAAAAAAAAGACUGAGGUUUUUACAGGUUAACCUGAACAAACAGAAAUGACUGUGAACCCAUAGACCAGACAACAGGCAUUUAGUAUUACUAGGUAAUGCCAUCUGGUGAUAUUAUUCAACAGAUCACUAUUGCAGAAACAUUAACAUUGUAAUACUUGCUUUUGGAUCUAGGAUGCUUUGAAAGAUCAACUUGUCAAACAACACUGAACUGAACUGAAUUUGUACAGUUUGUCCCAGAGGCCAAUAUUUAAACAAAGGCCUUGUUCAUGAGGGUAAACCUUUUAGGGAUUAGAAAUGUAAAUAGCCGUGCCAGGCUCUAAUAAGUAUAUCCCAUUUAAAAAGGCUGAUGUGAUUUAUUUAUCCCAGGACUCAGGCUCUCAGAGAGGUACAAAGGGAAACAAGGUAUAACCAGUUUUUGCAUUUUGUCUCCCCAAACGUUUACAUUAUUCUUAUUGUUGAGGUUCAGAGUUUACCCUGGAAACAGCAGGCAAGAUAGAGCAAGACACGUGUAUUUGUGUAGCACCUUUCAACUGCAAAGUAAUACAAAGUGUGCUGUGAAAGCGAAGAGAGCAAGUCAUGUGGUCUUCAAAGAUGAUCAUGUCAUGACUGAAAGCUCCAGAACAACUACAAAAUGGACCUGGUGGUGAAGCUGUUUUGUGUGCAGCUGGUUCAAGGGUCAGAAGUUAA